AUGAAUAAUUUAUCAGCUGCUAAUAAAAAAUCAUCCGUUCAUCAGCAAGGUUAUAUUUGUACAGUAUGUGAUGCACCAGCCACAGGUUUUAAUUUUUCUGUGAGAACAUGUAUGUGUUGUAAAGCUUUUUUUCGUCGUAAUGCAUUAUAUGGCUUAGAGUCAUUACAAUGUCGAUAUGCAACUGAUAAUUGUAUUAUUAAUAUGAAAACACGUCGCGAUUGUUCUUAUUGUCGUCUGAAAAAAUGCUUUCAAGCUGGAAUGAAAAAAGAAUCAAUAUUAAGUGAAGAAUUUAAACGUCUAAAACGUGCAAGAAUCCAUGAAAAUCGAACAAUGCCAUCUCAUGUAGUUCAGCUGAAUGAUUCAUUAGAUCAUAGACAAGAACUUCGAUUAGAAACACACGAUUGGAAUAAUAUUAAAAGAAUUCAUAAUAAAUAUGAAGAAUACUGUUAUUUACCAUUAUUAUCAUUUGAAAAAAAUGAAUAUGCAUCACUGUGUCAACAACCAAUUAAAUCAAGAAUUAAGAUACAACAUUAUAUUCGAUAUUAUCAAAAAUAUGAAACAUCAUUAAUCAAUUUUUUAAAAAGUUUACCCGAAAUAAAACAAUUAUCCGAUGAUCAACAAAAUGCAUUAAUUAAACAUAAUGUGACAUUUUUAGUUCGAAUUAGUAUGAUUGAAACAGUAGAUAAUCAAUUACCAAUAUGGCCUGCGAUUAAUUUAUUACUUCAGAUAUUAUUUGGACAGUCACUAAUUGAAGAAGCUGAUACUUUAUUUCAUACAUGGAAAGAGUACGUCAAUGAUUCAACAUGUAUUCGAUUAUUAUUAGUAGUUUUACUUUUUUCAACCUGUAAUAAAUAUACUGGAUUGCUGGAUACAUUACAUAUAUAUAAAAUUCAAGAAAAAUAUACGAAUUUACUGUGGUUAUAUUUAUUAGAUCAUUAUGGUGAAUUAGUAGCAUUUAACAAGUUUUCAACAAUGAUUUAUUAUUGUUUGCGUCUAGUGACACUAAGUCACAUGGCUGAAUUAAAAAAGCAAGACAUGCAAUUGUAA
Molecule: messenger RNA, 1047 nt
Organism: Rotaria socialis
Lineage: Eukaryota; Metazoa; Rotifera; Eurotatoria; Philodinida; Philodinidae
Source: the annotation of a GenBank genome assembly